AUGGCAGAUUCUUCUCUAAUAAUGGAGUAUGCUCGCCUUGUGGAAAAGGAUGUGAAAUUUGCCUAUCUGAAACAAAUUGUCUUGGCUGCUUUGAUGAUCUUGAUAUGGCAAAUGAAGGAAAUGGAAAAUUCAGAUGCAUUUAUUCGGGAUAUGUUUUUAAUGAAACAGCUCAUAUGUGUGAUUGCCCGAAGAAUUGGAUCCCUCAAGGUCUCCAAUGUGUAG
Blepharisma stoltei is the source of this 222-nucleotide messenger RNA. The record is from the annotation of a GenBank genome assembly. NCBI's taxonomy places the organism in Eukaryota, Ciliophora, Heterotrichea, Heterotrichida, Blepharismidae.